Podarcis muralis (Common wall lizard) is the source of this 549-nucleotide messenger RNA. The record is from RefSeq and is a predicted model, not a curated record. Lineage: Eukaryota; Metazoa; Chordata; Lepidosauria; Squamata; Lacertidae.
AUGACGAAGGCCGUGCAGAUUAUCUCCUGGCACUGCUGUGGACCACAGCCUACAGCAUGGCUUGAUGACUGCACAUUGCAGCUGUCUCACAAUGGUACCUACUUGGAUUUAGAGUCUACCUUAGCAGAACAAAAGGAUGAAUUGGAAGGUUUCCAGGAGGAUUCUGGCAGGGGCAAGAAGCACAGUGUCAUUUUGAGGACCCAGCUUUCAGUCAGAGUCCAUGCCUGCAUUGAAAAACUCUACAAUUCAAAUGGACGGGAGCUGAGGCGGGCCCUCUUCUCCCUGAAACAGAUAUUUCAAGAUGACAAGGAUUUGGUUCAUGAAUUUGUUGUGGCAGAGGGCCUGACCUGUUUAAUAAAAGUGGGCGCUGAGGCGGACCAGAACUACCAGAAUUAUAUCUUGAGAGCACUGGGACAAAUUAUGCUAUACGUAGAUGGGAUGAAUGGAGUAAUCAAUCAUAAUGAAACGAUCCAGUGGCUGUACACUCUCAUUGGGUCAAAGGUAAGAAGAAUCCCAUCUAUUGAAGAGUUUUAAAGAUUUUUCCGUGUG